Plasmopara halstedii is the source of this 714-nucleotide messenger RNA. RefSeq lists its product as uncharacterized. NCBI's taxonomy places the organism in Eukaryota, Oomycota, Peronosporomycetes, Peronosporales, Peronosporaceae. Bases 1 to 714 code for a protein of 237 amino acids. The transcript is spliced from 2 exons. The record is from RefSeq and is a predicted model, not a curated record.
AUGUGUGCAUGGGAUAUCACAGGAAUCGACUGUGGCCGAUCUGCCAAUACUCCCACAAGUACAGUAGCUGAAUCGAUUUGUGGCACAAAACAUGUGAAGAAAAUCAAGGGAAUUUGUUUUCGCGGUAUUGAUACUCUCGCUUUGGAUGCGGUUGAGUCCGUGGUUGUGUUAGACCAGCGUACUAUUCCUCACGAUGAAAAUAUAGCAUGCGAAUAUGCUGGUCUAUGUAUUGUGGACGCAACGACUGGUUGUGAAGUUACCAGAACUGAUGUUCUUUUGGCACCAUUGCCGGCGAUGGAAGAGCUGGUGCAGCUCGAGGAAGUCACUAACGAUGACUUCCUUCACAACCUCAAGUUUGAUGACAUUGAUGAGGUCGUGUUGCUAUAUUCGAAGGUCGACUCAACGGAGCUACGCUUAUCAUUAGUUAUGGAUGAUUCGGUUCUCAUGGUACUUCAACAGCGUGUGGAGUCACUCAGACGAUCUGCUGUUUUGAAAUAUCCAACUGAUUCUUAUUACUCAGUUGUUAUGGAGCACAAGGAUGUCGGCUUUAGUGCGAACCUGCCUUCUGGUCUUCCACCCGAACGUGGGAUUCGGCACCAAAUUGAUCGUGAACCUGGUUCAAAGCAUGCAGUGCUCCGAGAGUGGCUACUAUCGCGUGAUCAAAGUGAGUUUAUCGAUAAGCUCUUUGCUCAAAGCAAGCUGCUGAUCUGGUGA